Molecule: messenger RNA, 1403 nt
Organism: Owenia fusiformis
Lineage: Eukaryota; Metazoa; Annelida; Polychaeta; Sabellida; Oweniidae
Source: the annotation of a GenBank genome assembly
GAAAAAUUGCAAUGUUUUCAUUUUUCACGUGUUCAUCUUAAACCGGAAGUGACCUUUCGUUGGCAUAAGCGACAUUGACCUACAUAGUUGAAACAGCUUCUCUGUUGAUUGCAAAUGCAGACAAAGACAUAAUCAUUGUGAUGGCAGAGAAAAAAGUUGUGACACAAAUCUCCACCCCAAAGCUACAGAGAGAGGGAGGGGGAUUUCUAGUCCGCAAGGUGAUUGGUGGAAUUAUCCCAUCAUGUGACCCUUUCCUUAUGUUGGACCACAUUGGUCCAGUAGACAACAAACCUGGAGAGUCAGUAGGGGCACCAGACCAUCCACAUCGAGGUUUUGAAACUGUCACUUAUGUUAUAGAUGGGGGUAUUAAGCAUAAGGAUUCUGAAGGCAACAAAGGUAAUCUGAAGGAGGGUUGGGUGCAGUGGAUGACUGCAGGGCGGGGAAUUGUACAUGCAGAGAUGCCAACUGAUGAAAUCAUGGAGAAUGGGGGACGCAUGGAAGGCUUCCAGUUGUGGACUAAUUUACCAGCAAAGCAUAAAAUGAUUGCUCCACGCUAUCAAGAAAUGAAACCAGAAGAAAUGGCAUCAGUAGAAAAUGAAGAAAAUAAAUAUACUGUCAAAAUUAUAUCUGGCACAGUAAAUGGUGUGUCUUCAAAAAUCAACACAUUAGUACCAAUCACAUUCCUAGAUAUUCAUCUCCAGCCUGGUGGCCAGUUCACACACGACAUACCUCCUGGUUUUAACAGUAUUGCAUAUGUAUGGAGAGGCUCAGGUGUUUUAGGUUCAAUGCCUGCUCAUAUGGGGCAAGUGGGGCUGCUUAGUGAAAAGGGAACUGCAUUUACAAUGAAGGCAACAGAUCAAGAUUGCCAUAUUCUACUGAUUGCUGGUGAAAUUAUUAAUGAACCAAUUGUGAAGUAUGGACCAUUUGUGAUGAAUACACAAGCUGAAAUUGAUCAGGCUGUAGCAGACUAUCAAGCAGGACUACUAGGGUCUAUUCCUGGCAAGGAGGAAAGACUUCAACAGACAGAGAUUGCACUGGCACGACAGAGAGAAUCUGGUACAUGGACCUAGUUAAAACUUCUACAUAUCAUUCUCGAUAAUCUGUGGUCUUAUGUGAGAAACUGAGCAAUUGUGAAAUGCUCGACAUUCCGUUGUGUAACAAUCUGUCGUAAAAUCCCAGGUUGAAAAGAAAAAUAUGCAUUGGAUUCACGUUAACGCGUUAUGUAGUUAUCAAAUUUUAUGUGGUGGUGUGUCAUCUACAAAUUUUGUUAUGUCACAUAUCAAAAAGUGACUUAUUGUUAUCCCUCUCAGUUUUGUGCCUGGCUCCAGCAGUUGGUAUCUGUAACAUAUUGUUACACUUUAGUAACUUUUUGUAACUAUAGCCUUAUCGUUUCUUGUUUUACA